AGUGCAUCUCAGAAAGUUUAUUGAGGCGAUAAAGUGUGCGAUGCCUACAUCCUACUCUACCAACAUGCGUUCAAAGUUUCCUAUCCUGGCAAUAACGCUGGAAAUUUUGAUCAUUAUUUUAUAUGGGAUUUUUGUCACAUAUGACGAUGAAGCUGAUUCGAGAAUUAAUCCGAAAAACACAACCACAACAGAAAAGUUAUACAAACUAUAUCCAAGUUUCCAGGAUGUGCACGUUAUGAUCUUUGUUGGAUUUGGCUUUCUUAUGACCUUUUUGAAGAAAUAUGGCUUCAGCAGUGUGGGACUUAAUUUACUUAUUGCUGCCUUUGGUCUUCAAUGGGGCACGCUGAUGCAAGGCUGGUUGCACAAUUACAAAGAUGGACAAAUCAAAGUCGACAUUAACACCUUAAUCAAUGCAGACUUCAGCACAGCAGCGGUGUUGAUUUCAUUUGGAGCAGUCUUGGGGAAGACUAGUCCGGUCCAACUUCUGAUCAUGACUUUGUUGGAGAUUACAAUAUUUGCUUUCAAUGAGCAUCUGGUUACUGGGAUCCUGAUGGCCAAAGAUGUUGGUGCAUCAAUGACUAUUCAUGCAUUUGGUGCAUACUUUGGACUGGCUGUUGCUCGAGUCCUCCACAGGCCAGAUUUGCAAGAAUGCCAAGAAAAUGAAGGAUCUGUAUAUCACUCGGAUUUAUUUGCUAUGAUAGGUACUAUGUUCUUAUGGAUGUUUUGGCCAAGCUUUAACUCUGCCAUAGUAGAGUCUCCGGAUGGGCAGUACAGAGCUAUCAUAAACACUUAUUACUCUCUAGCUGCAUGUGUGCUGGCAGUUUAUGCUCUCUCCUGCUUACUCGAUAAGAACGGAAAGCUUGACAUGGUUCAUAUACAAAAUGCUACUCUGGCAGGUGGUGUAGCUGCUGGAACCUCUGCUGACAUGAUGAUCUUUCCUUAUGGAAGUCUGAUGAUUGGAUUUAUUGCUGGAAUAGUCUCGACAAUUGGAUUUAAAUAUCUAACGCCACUGUUAGCAUCUAAAGCUAAACUACAUGAUACAUGUGGUGUACAUAAUCUUCAUGGUUUACCUGGAAUAAUUGGAGGUCUGGCCGGUAUAGUUGGAGCAGGAAUGGCCAGCGAAACAUUAUAUGGGAAUGGCCUUUAUUCAACUUUCCCAGAAAUGGACAACAAGAGAACUGCCAUGGUACAGGCUGGAUACCAAGCUGCUGGACUGGGCACCUCUCUUGCUAUAGCCAUCAUUGGAGGACUUAUUACAGGUUUCAUUCUUCGCAUUCCAGUUUGGGGACAGCCACCAGACCAAAAUUGUUUUGAUGAUCAAAUUUAUUGGGAGGUGCCAGACAGUGAAAAUGAGCACAAUGAGCUGCUUUCAUCAGAACAUGGAAAACACCAGAGUAAUCCUGUAGCAUGAUCCAGCUUGAGUUUUGAAGGAACAUAUCAACAUUCCAAAACAACCCAACAUUGCGAGGCGUACUUAAUUUGAAUUCAACAUAUUUUAUCUUGCAUUGAAAAUGUAAUUGAGUAACAAAAAUCCACAAAUAACGUCAGAAUUUUUAAUUUCAGUCUUCCUUUUUUCAUAAAGAUCUUCAUUUAAAAGUAUUCAAACAAAGUACUCGAUUUGAGUGUUGGAACAAAACACCUUUUUUUAUUCAUAAAUUCAUAUUUUAUAAUUAUUUUUGCUGAUAUCUUUCUUAAACUGCUAGGAUAUUGCUUCUUUUACUUGACAUUAUUCUCCUUUUUGGGAUAGAGUUGCAAUGAUACACGCCUUCAGAUGAUUGCAUACUGCACCAAUACAAGACCCAAGAGUAUAAUCUUAGACCUUAGCUACUGAGGGAGUGUUGAGUUACUGCAGGUAUUGCCCAGCAUUCAAGCAGAAAUAACAGUCUCUAUAGUUAUCUUUUUUUUUAAAUGUAGGAGAGCUCUCCAAGUUCUAGACUGAAUUAAUAAUGUAAUUAAAACCAACAACAAAGAGCAAAUGGUUAUGCACAUUAUUAAUGUCUCAGGGACUUAACUGUAUAUACGUUGACUGGCUUACAUAAUAGGUAUUUAGCACAAAAAAUUAUUGUAUCUCCAUUAUUCAAGAUGACCUAAGCAUGUGAAAAGCAGUGUGUGAAUUUCCAAAUAUUCUCCUUUUACAUAUUGCUCAUUAGACAUACAAACAUAAAUUAGCAAGGAAAACAUAAAUCACAUGGGUUCUGCUUCCUGAUCAGUGGACAAAGAUCAUGCUGUAAAGAUAGAAAUGGAUGUGAUUUAUCUCAUGGUAUAACAUCUUGCCAAACCUUACUCACGUGAUUCACACAUAAAGAAUAGCAUCUUUCACAAGGUGUUGAAGAGGUCCUGGUUUUUAUCAACUUUCCUCCAUGAAUCAAUCAUUUCAAAAUAAAAGAAAAUUCAAAUAACUACAUUUUGACUGAAUACAAUAAAAAAGGGCUAAAAGUCAGAGAAUCAGAGAGAAAAAAAUUGGGUGAGCAAUAGUAUUAAUUCUUUUCAUUGGAGUUAAGAUUCAAGUGUGCCGUCAACAGGGAAAUUGUUCCUCUUGUGUUUAAAUUCUUACCGCGCAAUUUUCUUUGUUUAAUUGUUAAUUGCCAAUUUUGUUAGACAUGCGCUUUCCAUUUCUCUAGCCCAUUUGUAUUUCCAACUAUCUAUUUCUAAUGGUAGAGAGUUCAAGGCAAAUAUUCAGUUCCCACAAAUGAAUGUUAAUAACAGCCAUGUUAGGAUCAUGAUGAGGGCAAGGGUCAUGAGGCAUUUUAGGAUGAGUUCAAUUGUGGAGUUAUGGGUGAUCAUGGGUUUAUCCAGGUCACAAUUAGAUAUUUUCUGGGAAGAAGGUGUGUGUUAGGAGGAUUAAAAUCUUUUAACAGCACAGAAUGACAGAGAUCAUUGCGUUGACACAAACAUUUUAUACGAGGUCUGUACAAGAACAAAAUUUACCUGAAUGGCAUUUUCAACAUAGUACAUUUUCCUCAAGUUAAUUCAGAAGAGUGCAAUGUGAUUCAAAAUUGAAACCAAACUCAAAGUAUAUAUCAGAGUUAGGAAUAGUUACGACCUGGGAUAGGAGAGAGAAGUUUUAUGAAAUAUCUUCUAAGGCUGAAAUAUGUUAGGAGGGAGCAGUUAAGGGAGAUUACAGAGCAGUUUAGGGAGGGAAUUUCAGGGUUUAUAUUUGUAAAUAGAAACAUGUUCUCUAAGGAUUGAAAGCCAGAAGAGAUUGUCUGAGAAAAGACAAGGAUGAGAUCAUGCAGAGAUUUAAACGGAUGCAUGAUACUUUGAAAUUGAGAAGAAUAUCACUAGACAGAACCUCUUAUUAUGGAAAAAAUAAGCUUUACUAAUCUCUCAAUAGUAAUGAUACUUUGCAUACUAUGCAAUCUCUUUUGUUCAUGCAAUGCAAAACAUUCACAAAAUAAUCUUUAUGUCGAUGUUCAGAGAUGAAGAGUUGAAAAUAUGUAUAUAUAUCUGGCAAAAUGCACCAUGUGGUGCUACACAUGGUGUGAGAAUAUUUGUUUAUUGGUGAUUAAAUUCUAAAAUUCAAACAUAAAUUCUACAAAUGGAUCCUCAAAUAUUCUAUAUUUGAAUAUAGAAUAUAUUCUGAAGCAGGGUCAUGAGCCGAAACGUCACCCAUUCCUUCUCUCCAGAGAUGCUGCCUGUUCCGCUGAGUUACUCCAUCUUUUUGUGUCUAUCCUCAAAUAUUAAGUUUGAUUUUCUAGUGUAACAUGCUACAAGACAUUUACAAUACAGAAGAUAGACACAAAAAGCUGGAGUAACUCAGCGGGCAGCAUCUCUGGAGAGAAGGAAUGGGUGACGUUUCAUGUCGAGACCCUUCUUCAGACUGGUUAGGGAUAAGGGGAACGAGAGACAUAGAUGGUGAUGUUGAGAGAUAAAGAACAAUGAAUGAAAGAUAUGCAAAAAAGUAACGAUGAUAAAGGAAACAGGCCAUUGUUAGCUCUUUGUUGGGUAAAAAUGAGAAGCUAGUGCGACUUGGGUGGGGGAGGGAUAGAACUAGAGGGAAUACCGGGGCUAUAGAACUGUGUAUUUAAUAUUCUUUGCAUCUUAUGCAUCUUGAAAAUCUAGAUUUUUAAACGAUGUUCAAGUUAAACAAAUGUUUGCAUCAAAUUAUUAUGUAAACAUUGAGCCCGCAAAAGCCAUUUACAAUAUUAAUAACAAAUGUAUGUGGAAAGCUUGAGAAAAGAACUUCAAUGUAAUCUGUACUUUAUGUUUAAUAGAAUAAAGAGUGUGUUAAAAAAAAAAGAA
Molecule: messenger RNA, 4242 nt
Organism: Amblyraja radiata (thorny skate)
Lineage: Eukaryota; Metazoa; Chordata; Chondrichthyes; Rajiformes; Rajidae
Product: ammonium transporter Rh type A
Exons: 10
Coding region: 41-1411 (456 amino acids)
Biological process (GO): ammonium transmembrane transport; ammonium homeostasis
Cellular component (GO): plasma membrane
Molecular function (GO): ammonium channel activity
Source: RefSeq, a predicted model, not a curated record